ACCUAACCUUAACCUUUGAAAACAUAAUUAUUUACAAGGGUAUUUCCAACAUAGUUAUUUUCAAUUAUGAAUAGAUUCAAUCAAUAAAUGUGUUUCGUUUCCCAUGGAAAAGGAAGUAAAAUUUGUUCCCGGGAUAUUUAUAAUCAGAAAUAAAAGGUGUGAAUAAAGGAAAGAAACAAAAUGGUUUGGAGGAAAAUACAUUUUACUGCUAUAUUAAGUAUAUCUGUAAUACUUCAUUUUACCUCAGCACAACUUUCUACGAAUGAAGCAUUACUUAACAUGACAGAAUGUAAUUUAAAGUCUGACAUCCAGUUAGACUGUGGACCGGGCUCAAAGAUUGCUAUAAAUUCAUUACAUUACGCCUAUAAUGUUAACUGUGAGACAGCAUGUUGUACAUACGACACGUCGCACUGCUUUGUUGAAGCAGGGAUAACCGACAUUCAAGAGGUUACUCGUCUUUGUUCUGGAAAAUCAGAAUGCCAAGUCCCUAUAUCUACAGAAACAACAGACUUCACAACUUGUUUCCUGGGCGUUAAUCCUAUUUCAUAUGUUUAUUUUGAGUAUUACUGUAUACCAAGUGCACGAAUAAUGUCAGUAUGUUCUAAUGGACAUCUGGAGGAGUCAGACGGCAAGCCCCUGUACCUAACCAGCGAGAAUUAUCCUGCUGUAACAACUGGAAGCACGUCCUGUUCAUGUUCCCUUGAAGUGUUCUCCUGUACAUCAGAAAUAAAUAUGUAUACAAUUGAUGCAGACUUAUAUUUAGAUACGAAUAAUUGUGAGCAGAAUCUGAAUUUUCUCGACACAGACAAUAAUACCUUAUCAACGAUUGGUUGUGAUGAACAUUACAAAAACAACAUAGAAAGUAGCUUGUUAAAUACUCACUACGUAAAGAUUGAUUUCAUCAACAACAGUACAUCAAACCAACAAGGCUUAUUUUUCGUCGGACUUGAUGCUUCAGUUACGGGUGAGCGCUAUAAGCUGACUUGCAGUUCCCAACCGGAAACAUGGUGUGCAGGUAUGUUAAAUUGGUACUUCGUUUCGUAUUUAAGAACCAAAAUUGGCUUUAUCGACAAUGGAAACAUUACACUAAGCAAUGAGAACGAUGUUUCUUAUGAAGCAACAGCCGAGGUCACUUGUGAUUCAGGUUAUAAAACAGAUACACCAAAUAUAAGGUGUCAAGCUAAUGGAUCAUGGCCGAUUGCAAAGUGUACAGAAAAACCUCCAUGUUCAACUAAUGAGUGGAGAUGUGUCAAUGGAGAUUGUAUAUCCGAUAGCUUAAAAUGUGACAAUCUUCCCGACUGCGAUGACGAAUCUGACGAACAGAGUUGUUCAGAUCAAACAUGUCUGGAAGGUCUGGAGGUCUGUUACCAUUCUAAUGGAAGCCAUGUGUGUGUCGACAAAGGAACUGAGUGUGGUUGUGGUACUGUACCAUCAAUUGAAAAUGGAAUUGUUUCACUUGAUGGGAAUUCAUCAUUUGGGUCUGUAGCUGAUGUGACGUGCAAUGAAGGAUAUGCUCCGAGUAGUGCAAACAUUAUUUGUUUAAUGACUGGUUCAUGGGAGACGGUCUCUUGUUCAGCUAAAGGAACAACACCAGCACAUCGUCCAACGAAGAAAAAGGACCCUGGAGUUGAUAUAAGCAUCAUCAUAGUCGUAGUAGUUCUGUGUAUAAUAUUUCUACUCCAGCUUCUACUUAUGUGUUAUCUACAAUGUAAAAUACAUAAUAUAAGAAGAUCUGCAACUCCCGAUAAGUCUGAGGUCAGUAAGCGGAUAUUGAUGACUAUAUUAGGAAGUAUUCCAGUGCUCGGACUUAUACCAAUCUAUAUGGCAUGGGCGGUUUUUUACAGAGAUGUUUACAAAGUCAAACAGAAUAAGCAAACGGAAGAAGGGAGUCAGAAGGACAGUAAAGGUGCUUCUAAUCCUACGUAUGAUAACAUGCCUAUGAAUAACAACACAGGUGAUCAUGGCGCACAUACUGAAGUUAGUGGAAUCGAGCUAGAAUACAAGACACCUGAAAAAAACAUACAUGUAGAACAUGGUGCACUGAAGAAAGGACACAAUAAUAAUGACGCUGGAAAAAUUCAUUCUGAAUCUACACAAACUAUUAACUCCGAAACAAUGCAUGAUGGACAUCAGCACGGGGAACAUGGAGUAACCAUGAAUCGCGGAAUAUCGGCCUUAUUUACUAAUGAUGAUAUGGCUCUGGGACCAGAAAGAAAUAGACAGCUUUCCCCUAUACCGCAACAUCCAUAGGAACAUAACCAUGACGACCAUUAUCAUCAUCAUCACCCUCCAUCUAUCAUUACCUGAAUAACACAUCGUGCUGACUGGAGUAGAGAUCAUCGUCUGUACAGCUGCAUUUACUGAGACUAUGUGCACGGUUUUCACGAUUUUUUCAUCUCCACAAAUGGUACGGUACCUCCGCUAUCUGUACGGAAUACACUACUCGGGCCAUAUUGACUGGAGGCUUGUAAAGUGAUUUCAGUAAGGGCACCUAGACCAUAUGUUCCUUUAGAUGUACGAUGAGCCCAUGGGAUUAGAAACAGUAUAACGGACCCCAGCACGAUUGGUAUUCCAGCACAAUGAAACGCUAUGUUGUACGAACCUGUUAAAUCGUAUAGAGCCCCUGCAAAAAUAAAAACCGUUGCUUCAAACAUAGCAACUGUGCUUAUCAUUUGUUGGCAGUAUAUGAAUUGGAGAACAAUAUGAAAUAAAUAAAAAAAGAUACUUGUGCAACAAACAAAUGAACUACAUUUGUAGUAUAUUAUACUUUUUGUUUUUUGUUUAUGUAAAAGUUAAAAUUCAUAAAACAGUACAUAAACAUAUGCUUGCGUGUCGGUAAAUUUCAUUUCAUUUCAUAAGUUGCAAGAAAACAUAUAUUAUAUAUGACUGUUUAUAUUCUGUGAUAUCAUACUGCUUGUAUUUUGAUAUAUUGAAAUAAAUGAUAUGAAUUGACA
Ruditapes philippinarum (Manila clam) is the source of this 2954-nucleotide messenger RNA. RefSeq lists its product as uncharacterized. Gene Ontology annotation, molecular function: protein binding. NCBI's taxonomy places the organism in Eukaryota, Metazoa, Mollusca, Bivalvia, Venerida, Veneridae. The coding region runs from base 181 to 2250 and encodes 689 amino acids. The record is from RefSeq and is a predicted model, not a curated record. The transcript is spliced from 13 exons.